AUUCUUCCCGCCUCCAACAAGAUGGCGGAGGCCAAGUAGCAAGGGGGCGGAGUGUGGCCGCCGGAAACCCGGCCGCUGCUGGGGGGAGCUGCGGGCGAAGGCCCGGGAGCAGCGGGCCGAGGCUGGCACGAUGCUGUUCCCGGGAGGCGUUGUUAGUUACUGCUGAGGAAGGUGGAGCACCGAGUUGCCUUCCCGGACCCCCGGCGCUCCCUAUGUACGCCUCUCUGGGCUCGGGUCCGGUCGGCGCUUUGCCUGCUUCUGCACCACCCUCUACUCUCGGGUCCUGGAGCUCCGGCAGCGGCAGCGGCUGUGUCCCCCGGGAGAGGAAGCGCCCAGGCGGCGUCCGUAAUUCUGGCCGCGGGGCGAGCGUCUGGCAGGAAGUACUUAAACAACUACAAGGAAGUAUUGAAGAUGAAGCUAUGGCUUCCUCUGGACAGAUUGAUUUAUUAGAGCGUCUCAAAGAACUUAACUUAGAUAGCAGUAAUUUCCCUGGAGUGAAACUACGGUCAAAAAUGUCCCUCCGUUCUUAUGGGAGCCGUGAAGGAUCUGUAUCUAGUCGUUCAGGAGAGUGCAGUCCUGUUCCUAUGGGUUCGUUUCCAAGAAGAGGGUUUGUAAACGGAAGCAGAGAAAAUACCGGUUAUUUAGAAGAACUUGAGAAAGAGAGAUCAUUACUUCUUGCUGAUCUUGACAAAGAAGAAAAGGAAAAAGACUGGUAUUAUGCUCAACUUCAGAAUCUCACCAAAAGAAUAGAUAGUCUCCCUUUAACCGAAAAUUUUUCCUUACAAACAGAUAUGACCAGAAGACAAUUAGAAUAUGAAGCAAGGCAAAUCAGAGUUGCAAUGGAAGAACAACUAGGUACUUGCCAGGAUAUGGAAAAAAGAGCACAGCGAAGAGUAACCAGAAUUCAACAAAUAGAGAAGGAUAUACUUCGUAUACGACAACUUUUACAGUCCCAAGCAACAGAAGCAGAGAGGUCAUCUCAGAACAAGCAUGAAGCUGGCUCACAUGAAGCUGAGCGGCAGAAUGAAGGUCAAGGAGUGGCAGAAAUCAACAUGGCAACUUCUGGAAGUGGUCAGGGUUCAACUACACGAAUGGAUCAUGAAACAGCCAGUGUUUUGAGUUCUAGUAGCACACACUCUGCUCCUCGAAGGUUGACAAGUCACCUGGGAACCAAGGUGGAAAUGGUGUAUUCAUUGUUGUCAAUGCUUGGUACUCAUGAUAAGGAUGAUAUGUCACGAACUUUGCUAGCUAUGUCUAGCUCCCAAGACAGCUGUAUAUCCAUGCGACAGUCUGGAUGUCUUCCUCUCCUCAUCCAGCUUUUACAUGGCAAUGACAAAGACUCUGUGUUGUUGGGAAAUUCCCGGGGCAGUAAAGAGGCUCGGGCCAGGGCCAGUGCAGCACUUCACAACAUCAUUCACUCACAGCCUGAUGACAAGAGAGGCAGGCGUGAAAUCCGAGUCCUUCAUCUUUUGGAACAGAUACGAGCUUACUGUGAAACCUGUUGGGAGUGGCAGGAAGCCCAUGAACAAGGCAUGGACCAGGACAAAAAUCCAAUGCCAGCUCCUGUUGAACAUCAGAUCUGUCCUGCUGUGUGUGUUUUAAUGAAACUUUCAUUUGAUGAAGAACAUAGACAUGCGAUGAAUGAACUUGGUAGAAAGGCUACCCGGGGCAUUUCAUCACAGGAGCUAGGGCAGGGGCUUUCAGGGGGACUACAGGCCAUUGCAGAAUUAUUGCAAGUGGACUGUGAAAUGUAUGGGCUAACUAAUGACCACUACAGUAUUACAUUAAGACGGUAUGCUGGAAUGGCUUUGACAAACUUGACUUUUGGAGAUGUGGCCAACAAGGCUACACUCUGCUCUAUGAAAGGCUGCAUGAGAGCGCUUGUGGCCCAACUAAAAUCUGAAAGUGAGGACUUACAGCAGGUUAUUGCAAGUGUUUUGAGGAAUUUGUCUUGGCGAGCAGAUGUAAAUAGUAAAAAGACAUUGCGUGAAGUUGGAAGUGUGAAAGCAUUGAUGGAAUGUGCUCUAGAAGUUAAAAAGGAAUCAACCCUCAAAAGCGUAUUGAGUGCCUUAUGGAACUUGUCUGCACACUGCACUGAGAAUAAAGCUGACAUAUGUGCUGUAGAUGGUGCGCUAGCAUUUCUGGUCGGCACUCUCACUUACCGAAGCCAGGCAAAUACGUUAGCCAUUAUUGAAAGUGGAGGUGGGAUACUACGGAACGUGUCCAGCUUGAUAGCUACAAAUGAGGACCACAGGCAAAUCCUAAGAGAGAACAACUGCCUGCAAACCUUAUUACAACACUUGAAAUCUCACAGUUUGACAAUAGUCAGUAAUGCAUGUGGAACCUUGUGGAAUCUCUCAGCAAGAAAUCCUAAAGACCAAGAAGCAUUAUGGGACAUGGGGGCAGUCAGCAUGCUCAAAAACCUCAUACAUUCAAAGCACAAAAUGAUUGCUAUGGGAAGCGCUGCAGCUUUAAGGAAUCUCAUGGCAAAUAGACCUGCAAAAUAUAAGGAUGCCAAUAUUAUGUCUCCUGGUUCAAGCUUGCCAUCUCUUCACGUCAGAAAACAAAAAGCCCUAGAAGCAGAAUUAGAUGCUCAGCAUUUAUCAGAAACUUUUGACAAUAUUGACAAUUUAAGUCCCAAGGCAUCUCAUCGUAAUAAGCAACGACACAAGCAAAGUCUCUAUAAUGACUAUGCUUUUGACACCAAUCGACAUGAUGAUAAUAGGUCAGACAAUUUUAAUACUGGAAAUAUGACUGUCCUUUCACCAUAUUUAAAUACCACAGUGUUGCCUAGCUCUUCUUCCUCAAGAGGAAGUUUAGACAGUUCUCGUUCUGAAAAAGAUAGAAGUUUGGAGAGAGAACGAGGAAUCAGCCUAGGCAACUACCACCCAGCAACAGAAAAUUCAGGCACUUCUUCAAAGCGAGGUUUGCAGAUUUCCACCACUGCAGCCCAGAUUGCCAAAGUCAUGGAAGAAGUAUCAGCCAUUCACACCUCCCAGGAAGACAGAAGUUCUGGGUCUACCACCGAGUUACAUUGUGGGACAGAUGAGAGGAAUGCACUAAGAAGAAGCUCUACUGCCCACACACAUGCAAACACUUACAACUUCAGCAAGUCAGAAGGUUCAAAUAGGACAUGUCCUGUGACUUAUGCUAACUUGGAAUAUAAGAGAUCUUCAAAUGAUAGUUUAAACAGUGUCAGUAGUAGUGAUGGCUAUGGUAAAAGAGGUCAGAUGAAGCCUUCCAUUGAAUCCUAUUCUGAAGACGAUGAAAGUAAAUUUUGCAGCUAUGGUCAAUAUCCAGCUGACCUGGCCCAUAAAAUACAUAGCGCAAAUCACAUGGAUGACAAUGACGGAGAACUAGAUACACCCAUAAAUUAUAGUCUUAAAUAUUCAGAUGAGCAGUUGAACUCCGGAAGGCAAAGCCCUUCACAGAAUGAAAGAUGGGCAAGACCCAAACAUAUAAUAGAAGAUGAAAUAAAACAAAGCGAGCAGAGACAAUCAAGAAGUCAAAGCACAACUUACCCCGUAUAUACCGAGAGCACUGACGAUAAACACCUCAAGUUCCAACCACAUUUUGGACAGCAGGAAUGUGUUUCCCCAUAUAGGUCAAGAGGAGCCAGUGGUUCAGAAACAAAUCGAGUAGGUUCUAAUCAUGGAAUUAAUCAAAAUGUAAACCAGUCUUUGUGUCAGGAAGACGACUAUGAAGAUGAUAAGCCAACCAACUACAGUGAACGUUACUCUGAGGGAGAGCAGCAUGAGGAAGAAGAAAGACCAACAAAUUAUAGCAUAAAAUACAACGAAGAAAAACAUCAUGUGGAUCAGCCUAUUGAUUAUAGUUUAAAAUAUGCCACAGACAUUUCUUCUUCCCAGAAACCACCAUUUUCAUUCUCAAAGAAUUCAUCUGGACAGAGCACUAAAACUGAACACCUCUCUUCAAGCAGUGAGAAUACGUCCACACCUUCAGCUAAUGCCAAGAGGCAGAAUCAGCACCACCCAAGUUCAGCACAAAGCAGAAAUGGUCAGACCCCCAAAGCCACCUCCUGCAAAGUUCCCUCCAUCAACCAAGAAACAAUACAGACUUACUGUGUAGAGGAUACCCCAAUUUGUUUUUCACGCUGCAGUUCAUUAUCGUCUUUGUCAUCAGCUGAAGAUGAAAUAGGAUGUGAUCAGGCAACCCAGGAAACAGAUUCUGCUAAUACUCUACAAAUAGCAGAAAUCAAAGAAAACAGUGGGACUAGAACAACAGAAGAUUCUGUGAGUGAAGUUCCAACCGUGUCACAGCAUAUUCGAACCAAAUCCAGCAGACUUCAGGCUUCUGGUUUAUCUGCAGAAUCAACCAGGCACAAAGCUGUUGAAUUUUCUUCAGGGGCCAAAUCCCCAUCAAAAAGUGGUGCUCAGACACCUAAAAGUCCACCAGAGCACUAUGUUCAGGAGACUCCACUCAUGUUUAGCCGAUGUACCUCAGUCAGUUCACUCGAUAGCUUUGAGAGUCGUUCGAUUGCCAGCUCUGUUCAGAGUGAACCCUGCAGUGGAAUGGUAAGUGGCAUUAUAAGCCCCAGUGACCUUCCAGAUAGCCCCGGACAAACCAUGCCACCAAGCAGAAGUAAGACCCCUCCCCCUCCGCCUCAGACAGUUCAGACCAAGCGAGAGGUGCCUAAAAACAAAGCCCCUGCUGUGGAAAAGAGAGAGAGUGGACCUAAGCAAGCUGCUGUAAAUGCUGCCGUACAGAGAGUCCAGGUUCUUCCAGAUGCUGACACUCUGUUACAUUUUGCCACAGAAAGUACUCCAGAUGGAUUUUCUUGUUCCUCUAGCCUGAGUGCUCUGAGCCUCGAUGAGCCAUUUAUACAGAAAGAUGUGGAAUUAAGAAUAAUGCCUCCAGUUCAGGAAAAUGACAAUGGGAAUGAAACUGAAUCUGAGCAGCCUGAAGAAGCAAAUGAAAACCAGGAAAAAGAGACGGAAAAACCUACCGACUCCGAAAAAGACCUCUUAGAUGACUCAGAUGAUGAUGAUAUUGAAAUACUAGAAGAAUGUAUUAUUUCUGCCAUGCCAACAAAAUCUUCACGCAAAGCCAAAAAACCGGCCCAGACUGCUUCAAAAUUACCUCCCCCUGUAGCAAGGAAACCAAGUCAACUUCCUGUGUACAAACUUCUUCCAUCACAAAACAGGUUACAAGCACAAAAGCAUGUUAGUUUUACACCAGGAGAUGAUAUGCCACGGGUAUAUUGUGUAGAAGGGACACCUAUAAACUUUUCUACAGCUACAUCUUUAAGUGAUCUAACGAUAGAAUCUCCUCCCAAUGAGUUAGCUGCUGGGGAAGGGGUUAGACCAGGGGCACAGUCAAGUGAAUUCGAAAAACGAGAUACCAUUCCUACAGAAGGCAGAAGUACAGAUGAGGCUCAAAGAGGAAAAACCCCAUCUGUAACAAUACCUGAACUGGAUGAUAGUAAAACAGAAGAAGGUGAUAUUCUUGCAGAAUGCAUUAAUUCUGCUAUGCCCAAAGGAAAAAGUCACAAGCCCUUCCGUGUGAAAAAGAUAAUGGACCAAGUCCAGCAAGCAUCUAUGUCUUCAUCUGGAGCUAACAAAAAUCAAUUAGAUGGUAAGAAAAAGAAACCUACUUCACCAGUAAAACCUAUACCACAAAAUACUGAGUAUAGGACACGUGUAAGAAAAAAUGCAGACUCAAAAAAUAAUUUAAAUGCUGAAGGAACUUUCUCAGACAACAAAGAUUCAAAGAAACAGAACUUGAAAAAUAAUUCCAAGGACUUCAAUGAUAAGCUACCAAAUAACGAAGAUCGAGUCAGAGGAAGCUUUACUUUUGAUUCACCUCAUCACUACACACCUAUUGAAGGAACUCCAUACUGUUUUUCACGAAAUGAUUCUUUGAGUUCUCUAGAUUUUGAUGAUGAUGAUGUUGACCUUUCCAGAGAAAAGGCUGAAUUAAGAAAGGGGAAAGAAAAUAAGGAAUCAGAAGCUAAAGUUACCAGCCACACAGAACUAACCACUAACCAACAGUCAGCUAAUAAGACACAGGCUGUUACAAAACAUCCAAUAAAUCGAGGUCAGUCUAAAUCCUUGCUGCAGAAGCAGUCCACUUUUCCACAGUCAUCCAAAGACAUACCAGACAGAGGGGCAGCAACUGACGAAAAAUUACAAAACUUUGCUAUUGAAAAUACACCAGUGUGCUUUUCUCGAAACUCCUCUCUAAGUUCCCUUAGUGACAUUGAUCAAGAAAACAACAAUAACAAAGAAAAUGAACCUAUCAAAGAGACAGAGCCCCCUAACUCACAGGGAGAACCAAGUAAACCUCAGGCAUCAGGUUAUGCUCCUAAAUCAUUUCACGUUGAAGAUACCCCUGUUUGUUUCUCGAGAAACAGUUCUCUCAGUUCUCUUAGUAUUGAUUCUGAAGACGACCUGUUGCAAGAAUGUAUAAGUUCUGCAAUGCCAAAAAAGAAAAAGCCUUCAAGACUCAAGGGUGAUAAUGAAAAGCAUAGCCCCAGAAAUAUGAGUGGCAUAUUAGCAGAAGAUUUGACACUCGAUUUGAAAGAUAUACAGAGACCAGAUUCAGAACAUGGUUUAUCCCCAGAUUCAGAAAAUUUUGAUUGGAAAGCUAUUCAGGAAGGUGCAAAUUCCAUAGUAAGUAGUUUACAUCAAGCUGCUGCUGCUGCCUGUUUAUCUAGACAAGCUUCAUCUGACUCAGAUUCCAUCCUUUCACUGAAAUCAGGAAUCUCUCUGGGAUCACCAUUUCAUCUUACACCUGAUCAAGAGGAAAAACCAUUUACAAGUAAUAAGGGCCCACGAAUUCUAAAACCUGGGGAGAAGAGCACAUUGGAAACUAAAAAGAUAGAAUCUGAAAAUAAAGGAAUCAAAGGAGGGAAAAAAGUUUAUAAAAGUUUACUUACUGGAAAAGUUCGAUCUAAUUCGGAGAUUUCAAACCAAAUGAAACAGUCCCUUCAAGCAAACAUGCCUUCCAUCUCUCGAGGCAGGACAAUGAUUCAUAUUCCAGGAGUUCGAAAUAGCUCUUCAAGUACAAGUCCGGUUUCUAAGAAAGGCCCACCUCUUAAGACUCCAGCCUCCAAAAGCCCUAGCGAAGGUCAGACAGCCACCACUUCUCCUAGAGGACCCAAGCCAUCAGUGAAGUCAGAAUUAAGCCCUGUAACCAGGCAGACAUCCCAACCAGCUGUGGCAAAUAAAGGGCCUUCUAGAUCAGGAUCUAGAGAUUCCACUCCUUCAAGACCUGCCCAACAACCAUUAAGUAGACCUAUGCAGUCUCCAGGGCGAAACUCAAUUUCUCCUGGUAGAAAUGGAAUAAGUCCUCCUAACAAAUUAUCUCAGUUGCCAAGGACUUCAUCACCUAGUACUGCUUCGACUAAGUCCUCAGGUUCUGGGAAGAUGUCUUAUACAUCUCCAGGCAGACAGAUGAGCCAACAGAACCUUACCAAACAAACGGGUUUAUCCAAGAAUGGCAGUAGUAUCCCAAGAAGUGAGUCUGCCUCCAAAGGACUAAAUCAGAUGAAUAAUAGCAAUGGAUCUAAUAAAAAGGUGGAACUUUCUAGAAUGUCUUCAACAAAGUCAAGUGGAAGUGAAUCUGAUAGGUCAGAGAGACCCGUAUUAGUACGCCAGUCAACUUUCAUUAAAGAAGCUCCAAGCCCAACCCUAAGGAGAAAACUGGAGGAGUCUGCUUCAUUUGAAUCUCUUUCUCCAUCUUCUAGACCAGAUUCUCCCACUAGAUCCCAGGCACAGACUCCGGUUUUAAGUCCUUCCCUUCCUGAUAUGUCUCUGUCCACACAUUCGUCUGUUCAGUCUGGUGGAUGGCGAAAACUCCCUCCUAAUCUCAGUCCUACCAUAGAGUAUAAUGAUGGAAGACCAGCAAAGCGCCAUGAUAUAGCACGCUCCCAUUCUGAAAGUCCUUCUAGACUUCCGAUUAAUAGAUCAGGGACCUGGAAACGUGAGCACAGCAAGCAUUCAUCAUCCCUUCCUCGAGUAAGCACUUGGAGAAGAACUGGAAGUUCAUCCUCAAUUCUUUCUGCUUCAUCAGAGUCCAGUGAAAAAGCAAAAAGUGAGGAUGAAAAACAUGUGAACUCAAUUUCAGGAGCCAAACAAACUAAAGAAAACCAAGUAUCCACAAAAGGAACAUGGAGAAAAAUAAAAGAAAGUGAGAUUUCUCCCACAAAUAGUACCUCUCAGACCACUUCCUCAGGUGCUGCAAAUGGUGCUGAAUCAAAGACUCUAAUUUAUCAAAUGGCACCUGCUGUUUCUAAAACAGAGGAUGUUUGGGUGAGAAUUGAGGACUGUCCGAUUAACAACCCUAGAUCCGGAAGAUCUCCAACAGGAAAUACUCCCCCUGUGAUUGACACUGUUUCAGAAAAGGGAAAUCCAAAUGCUAAAGAUGCAAAAGAUAAUCAGGGAAAGCAAAAUGUAGGUAAUGGCAGUGCUCCCGUACGCACCAUGGGUUUGGAAAACCGCCUGAACUCCUUUAUUCAAGUAGAUGCCCCAGACCAAAAAGGAACUGAGGCAAAACCGGGACAAAGUAAUCCUGUCCCUGCAUCAGAGACAAAUGAGAGCUCUGUUGCUGAGCGUACACCAUUCAGUUCUAGCAGCUCGAGCAAGCACAGUUCACCUAGUGGGACUGUGGCUGCCAGAGUGACUCCUUUCAAUUAUAAUCCGAGCCCUAGGAAAAGCAGCGCAGAUAGCACUUCCGCCCGGCCGUCUCAGAUCCCGACGCCAGUGAAUAACAACACGAAGAAACGAGAUUCAAAAACUGAUAGCACAGAAUCCAGUGGAACUCAAAGUCCUAAGCGCCAUUCUGGGUCUUACCUUGUGACAUCUGUGUAAAAGAGCUGGAAUGAUGAAACUCAGAAAAUUACGUGUUAAUUACAACUGCUAUGUAGAAAUUUUGUUUCAAAUGAAACUUAAGACUGAAAAAUUGUGUAAAUAGGUUUGAUUGUUAGAGAGGUUUUGUUCUGGAAGCCAUAUUUGAUAGUAUACUUUGUCUUCACUGGUCAUAUUUUGGGAGGCACUCUUGAUAGUUAGGAAGAAAAUGGUAAAGCCAAGUAUAUUUGUACAGUAUGUUUUACAUGUAUUUAAGUAGCAUCCCAUCCCAUCAUCCUUUAAUUAUUGCUUGUCUUAAAAUAAUGAACACUACAGAUAGAGGAUAUGAUAUAUUGCUGUUCUCAAUCAUUUCUAGAUUAUAAACUGACUAAACUUACAUCAGGGAGAAAUUGGUAUUUAUGCAAAAAACCAUUCCGUUUUAGUCCUUGUGAGUCCAUCUAACAUCAUAAUUAAUCAUGUGGCUGUGAAAUUCACAGUAAUAUGGUUCCCAAUGAACAAGUUUACCCAGCCUGCUUUGCUUUACUGCAUGAAUGAAACUGAUGGUUCAAUUUCAGAAGUAAUGAUUAACAGUACUGUGGUCACAUUAUGUGCAUAUAGAUAGCUAUGGUGUAACAAUUUACACUAUUUUGUGCUCAAAACAAAAAAAAAACAAAAACAAAAAAUCUGUGUAACCGUAAAACAUUGAAUGAAACUAUUUUACCUGAACUAGAUUUUAUCUGAAAGUAGAUAGAAUUUUGCUAUGCUGUAACUUGUUGUAUAUUCUGGUAUUUGAGGUGAGAUGGCUGCUCUUUUAUUAAUGAGACAUGAAUCGUGUCUCAACAGAAACUAAAUGAACAUUUCAGAAUAAAUUAUUGCUGUAUGUAAACUAUUACUGAAAUUGGUAUUUGUUUGAAGGGUCUUAUUUCACGUUUGUAUUAAUAAUUUUCAAAAAAGCCUCUUUUAAAAGCUUAUAUAAAUUUUUUCUUCAAAUUCUAUGCAUUAAGAGUAAAAUUCCUCUUACUGUAAUAAAAACAAUUGAAGCUAACUGUUGGCAUUUAACCAUUCCAUGCAUUGGCACUUAACCAUUCCUGGAACUUACAUUUCUUAAAUGAGAUUAGCUUAGAAACUCCCGAUGUUUAAUAUUUUUUCUUACUCCACUGGAGUUGAUUUAAAACAAAUUCAUGUAAUAGCAAUGUGAACUACCUAGCACAGGACUGGACGUUGAACAAAAUAGACCCACGUAGAAUAUUUCCUUUUUCUUAAUAGAAUGCUCUACUUGAAAAAUUAAUUGAUUAUUGUUAGGUGUAAGUAGUCUCUCCCAAGCCUGUCUUGGAAUGUUAACUGUCUUGUCCCUUCAUCUACCCUCUGUUGCUACUGGAUCCAGAGUGAACAGAUUUUAUCACCCUAUAUGUUAGGGCAAAAUUCCAGCAGCCAGUUGUAAUCAGCAUUUUGCCAUGCUCAGAAAAUGCAAAUCACGUGGAACUUCAAAGGUAGAUUUAAUACUAUUAAGAUAUUCAAAAGACUAUUUAAAGCCCCUGCCCGUUAAGGAAAACUUUGUUUUUGGUGGGUAGAGUUGAGAGGUACAUGUUAAGUGCCCCUUUCCUCUCAGAGCAGGGAGCUCCUCCUUGAAGGAAGGAAAGAUAAACCGAUAUACAUAUUAACAGGUAGUCUAAUGUAUCUUCCCAGAAUUUGUCCUAAAUGAUGAGAGGGUGAGAAUGAUAAAUGCUCACGUAUUUGUUGAGUAAAGGCAACUACUUUUAAUGAUAAAAUUCAUGCGCUCUGCAUUUAGGGAAGGGAAAAGAUACUUAGAUACAAUGGGGCUCUGGGAAAAAGGAUUGAGGAGUAAGCAUAUCUAUUUGAUGCCCUUGAAAUCACACGUGGCUAUAUACCCCUUACCUGUGUUUAUCAAUGCCAGUAAAUAUUCCAAAGCCCAUAUUCUUUCCACUGUACCAUUUUGCAAACACCUCAAUUUACUGAUCUUUGGAAUAUAUCAACAUGUUUUUCUUUUUUAUUAAUUAUUUUUAUUAACAUAUAAUGUAUUAUUUGCCCCAGGGGUUCAGGUCUGUGAAUUGUCAAGCUUACACAUUUCAUAGCACUCACCAUAUCCCAUACCCUCCCCAAUGUCCAUAACCCAACCACCCUCUCCCUUCCCCACCAACCCUCAGUUUGUUUUGUGAGAUUAAGAGUGUCAUAGUUUGUCUCCUCCCGAUCCCAUGUUGUUUCAUUUUUUCCUUACCUACCCCUCAAACCCCCCACCCAGCCUCUCAAAUUCCUCAUAUCAGAGAUGGAAUAUAUCAACACUUAAAUUUUUGUCAUUUUAUCUGAAUGAAAUCAUUUGUGAAUAAUAAUAGUUUAUCUUUUUCUCAAAGGCAGCUUUCUCUAACAAUAAGUGGGCAUAUAAGUUGUAUUUCUUUCCUCUUUUGGUCCUGAUUUUCUGUUUUUCUGAAUUACUGCUUGCCAGUUAUUAUGAGCACUCCCAGGUACUUUUAUGGAGAUGGGAUGUUAGUCAACUAGAAUAAAACUGCCUUUUUCCAAGGAAGGAAAAAAAAACCCACUAUCAAGGCUGGAAAUGAAAAGAGGGUGCCUUCCACACACAGAAAACUCAGGAAUUACUGUAGGCAACGCCUCCUAUGAGAAUGUCAAAUCAGUCUACAUUGCCCAUUGAGGAAAAAGUUGUUGUAUGAGACUCUUAUGUUAAAAUAGCUCUGAAUUAGGAAAGGGGCAAAUUUCAUUUCUACUUUUAGAAGUUCACAGGGUGCUGUCUUAACUGAUAGGCCAAAUAUUCCCAGUUUAUGCUUGUUGAAAAUCGUAUACUGAGCCCAGUGUUGGGAAUUAGUUAUGAUACCUGUUAAGAGAGUCAGUGCUCUAUCUAGCUUUAGACUGCAGCAAAGCAGUGGUUUCCAAAUUAGAUUGGAUUUGGGUCACCAGAAGUGCUUAUUAAGACAUAGCUGGGCCAAUCCCCAAAGUUUCUGAUUCUGAGUAGGGCCCAAGAAUUCGCAGUUCUAACAAGUUCUCAGGUGAUGCUUGAUGCUGCUGGUCUGAGAAGCACACUUGGAGAUUGAUUGCCCUAAGUUAUAAUGAAGCUCCUUGAGUGAUUGCCUUAGGUCAUAGCUCUUCCUCUCAACCCGGGCCUUUUAAUCUGACAAAGUAUUCCAACAAAGAAACUGUCCCCUACUUUCGGCACAAAUACGAAGCUAUACAAUCCGAUAAGAGCCCAUCCAUCUCAACUCCCAAUAGUGGACAAAUUUAGCAGACAUGAAAUCUAAAGACAAUGACUUUUUGAGAGAUUGGCUUGUGUUCCCUUUGGAACAGUCUAUUCUGGAUCUGCAGUAAGAUCAGAAGAGACUAUCAGAAGAUAUCAGAAAGACUAAUAAUUCUGUCCUCAGAAUUAUUUCAGAGGAAAAUGUGCCCUAUUUGCUAAUAUACAGUAGGAGCGAUUAACAAACAACUGGCAGAUUGGUAUUUGAGAACAAACUUUCCAAAUUACAUGGGUAGUAAAAGGAAGGUUAAUGAGAGAGGAAUAAUAAAAUGAAAGAUUAAGCCCAACUGGAACAAAUAGCACUAUAAGUCAAGAUAUUUUUUCCAUAAAAUAAAGACCAUGUUACCACAAGUUUAAGUGAAGAGGAAGCUUUUUCUGAGGAUGAGAGCCAAUUGCACUAUAUCUGAAUUCAUGUUAUCACAUAGUUGCUUUGUAUCUAAAAUAGGGGGGAAAAAAAGUGCUAGAUAUGCAAAAGGAAAUUACCAAGAGGUGAAGAAUAUGUGAGUAGUCAGAUCAUCAAAAUUUACCAAAUAAAAGUCAUGGUGGCUGAAAUAGAGUAUAUAAAUUAUUUUUUAACUUCUAAUUCCCUCAUACUAUGCUGACCUUAAAAUACUAAGUAGUGUUAAAAACUAUGGACUUUAACUCCUGUAACACCAGGUCAUUUUCCUGCCAUUCUCUUAACUGUUCUGUGGUCUAUAAAACUAUAUCCUGGUUUUUGUUGGGCCAUUGAUGCUUCUUUCAACCUGUAUGUUCUAUGUGUAUUAUAUUGUUCUUGGUGCUAAAUACACUUUCUUUUCUCUGAUAUUCAGGAUAAUUCUUUCUCUACAUUUGUGACUAUUCAAUUACCAUUCAAUUACUUUCCUAAAUUAUGUGAUUGUUACUUCUUCGUAAUUAAAAAUAUUCAACAUAGUGAAAACUGGUGAAGGUAACCAUUGAAUAUAAAGCAGCAUUAGUUAAAAAUAACUCUUGACGAUAAGACCAAGCAUUACCUGGCCCAUCUACACUACCUAUUGGAUUCUAAACACUUAGGCCCACUGCUGGUCGCUGAACCAUGUACCCAGUCUUUUCCCCUGACCAUGGCUGUUUGCACCAACAGUGGAUACUCGACCAAAGAGAGAAUCAUCAUCAACUAGCUAGUGACCAAAGACUUUCCUUGCUUAAAAAAAAAUUUUUUUUAAAAAGAACCAAUCAACUUGAAAUAAAAGUCACAAAGGAAAUUUCUUGUUGGUGAUUGAGUGCUGGAACUGAAACAUCUUGUACCAUUAGGCUGAGUUAACUUGAAAUAACAGAAAACCACAUUUAGACCCACCUUAGUUUUUUAAUUUCAAAAAUAGAGAGCACUUUCUUAAAACAGCUAUGGGGAGGGAGGAGGAAUAGGCUGCCUACCAAAAAAAAAAAAAAAAAAAAAAUAGGUUGGUAUCAGAUUUCUCUGCAAUACUAAAUGCCAAAAAAGAAAAAAAAAAAAAACAACAAUGGAACAAUGUGUGCAGUAUUUGGAAGGGAAUGGAAAUAUUACCUCAGAAUUUUGAAACCA
This is a messenger RNA of Lutra lutra (Eurasian river otter), 13600 nucleotides long. RefSeq names its product APC regulator of WNT signaling pathway (gene APC). Gene Ontology annotation, biological process: nervous system development; cell migration; negative regulation of microtubule depolymerization. The transcript has 16 exons. Lineage: Eukaryota; Metazoa; Chordata; Mammalia; Carnivora; Mustelidae. Bases 213 to 8831 code for a protein of 2872 amino acids. The record is from RefSeq and is a predicted model, not a curated record. Gene Ontology annotation, cellular component: catenin complex; beta-catenin destruction complex; cytoplasmic microtubule. Gene Ontology annotation, molecular function: gamma-catenin binding; microtubule binding; beta-catenin binding.